This is a messenger RNA of Acytostelium subglobosum LB1, 369 nucleotides long. RefSeq lists its product as hypothetical. The record is from RefSeq and is a predicted model, not a curated record. The coding region runs from base 1 to 369 and encodes 122 amino acids. NCBI's taxonomy places the organism in Eukaryota, Evosea, Eumycetozoa, Acytosteliales, Acytosteliaceae. The transcript is spliced from 3 exons.
AUGAGCAUGUUAUUAGCACAACAGGAUAUAAUGGCUAUUGCCAUGGGUGCAGGUGCCUAUGUAGCAUGGUUCAUUGCACAUAGGUCCAACCCUGGCUUUGCAUUCAACCUUGCCACAUCACUACUCACAGCAUCAUCCGUGAUAUUCACAUUCUCAUUAUUAGCCAAUGAUGAUAGAACAAGAAGAUCAUUGGUUGUUGGAUAUCUGAUCAAUGGUGUUUGGAACAUAAUGCAACAUGGUUGGUUGAAUGUAUUGGCACUACCAAGACUAUCAUCACCAAGUUGGUAUCCAUUGGCAAGUGCAGUGUUUGACCUCUGUAUAGCAUUCCACUAUUCAGCUCUCAAGAAUCAAAUCAAGAGAAGGAUCUAA